AUGGAUUCAUUAGCCUCUCUCGCGAAGCGUGUCAAUGUCAUCGUCUCGGCCUCAACCACUUCGAAAGAAUUGGCCGAGAUGCAAAGAGAUCCAUGGUCAAAAUCGGCAAAAUACGGAUAUGGCUUCGUCUAUUUUGCGAUCAUAUUACUGGUCAUCACAUCUCUUAUUCGAUUCUGGCAUAUAUGGGGAGAUAAAAUUCGCAUCGCGAAGUUCAAAGAACAGCGACCGCAAUUCACCUUGAACAGCUCCAAUCACAGUACCUCAUCGCCGGAUGAAUACGAGCUUCCCAGUGCAGGUACUGACGCUUCGAGCGCGAAUUUCUUCGCUUCACAGCCUCUUCCCCCACCGCCCAAAAGACGAGAAUCGAUUUUCCAACGAAUUAUUCCGUUGCAACGGGUGGUUGCACUGAUGCGCUGGGUUUUCUAUCGGCCUAUGCCUGUUAUCCGGGUUGGCAAAUUGGAAUUCGUCUUCCCUUCUCUGGCAGUGACGGUGAUCGUGUUCGCUGCAUUAAUUUUCGUGACGCUAUACUGCUUUGUGCCUCAACCACUGUACUACUGGAUCGCCUCCCUGGCCAUUCGAGCGGGCAUGCUUGCCGUUGCGAUGGUCCCAUGGAUCGUCGCACUCAGCACGAAGGCGAACAUUAUUUCACUAUUAACGGGGCUGGGCCCUGAGCGGUUGAAUGGACUACACCGUUGGUCGGCCUACAUCUGCCUGUUUUUGAGCCUGGUACACAUGGUUCCCUUCUAUGUCACUCCGAUUUGGAAAGACGGGGCCAUCAUCAACUACAGCAAGUUCGUUACUCCUAACAUGUACGUGUAUGGAACUGGCCUUGCAGCAAUUACGCCAUUAUUCGUUCUAUGUGUUCAUUCACUUCCUUUUCUUCGGCACUGGAUGUAUGAGCUGUUCGUCAUUGUCCACAUACCUGUGUCCUGGAUCUUUGUGGCCAUGUUGUUUUGGCAUACCAAGAACUUCCUUUCGUCUUGGGGCUAUCUUUGGACCACAGUCGUUAUUUGGAUCACAACAUAUAUUGCUCGGCUUUUCUAUCUGAACUGGACCAACCCAUUCCGUCUCUCGUCAUUUUUGAUUGGAGAGGAAUCCGCCAUCACCGUGCUUCCCCAGGGAGCCCUCAAAGUGACGAUCCCGACCAAGAUGCGCUGGAGGCCUGGUCAGUACGUCUACCUCCGCAUGCCUAGUGUUGCGUUCUUCGACAACCACCCAUUCACGAUUGCUUCUCUGUGUAGCGAUGACUUUCCGUCUGCGUACGGCGAAAAGUAUCGCGACUGCACCCUUGUCUUUCGACCAUUCAAAGGCUUUACUCACAAAGUUCUCAAAAAGGCUUUGGAAAAUGGUCCGUUCAAAACAUACACGGCAUUUUUGGAAGGCCCAUAUGGGGGCAUGCAGCGAGAAAUGGCUGCUUUUGACGAUGUGAUAUUCUUUGCAGGAGGUAGUGGGAUUACCGCGAUCGCCAGUCAGCUCCUUGAUCUGAUCAAGAAGAUCCGAGAUGGUAAGGCAAUCACCAGGUCAGUGAAGGUGAUCUGGGCUCUGAAAACCCCGGAGACCAUGGAGUGGUUCCAAGAGGAACUUCGCAUUUGUCGAGACCAUGCACCAGUCAAUGUCCUCCAGUGCCACUUCUUCCUGACUGGAGUCCAAGUGGAUCAAGCCGGCCGUGAUUUGGUCCAGGAAAAGAUUUAUGAUAUGCUUCAAGGCAUCGACAAGCGCAACUCCGCAUACAUUCGCGAAGAAGCCGCGGGUGAUGCACAGAGAGAAAAGGAGCUUCGUCAUGAAAAUCAAGACGGACUUGCCGCUCUUCCUGGUGUAUACACAGCGCCUCAUGUUCCCAAUACUCGUCACUAUUAUCAACCGUAUAUGAACCCAAGUGCUUCGAAUUCUUCAUCAGCAUCCAAUAGCAAUAUUCCUUUUGAUUUUGGAUUCGGCAGCCCACAACCAAAGCCGCAGAAGGCUCCGACUCCACGCUACGCCGUGUUCCAUCCCUCGCAGAGAAGGGAAAAAUUGGCGGACGGACUAUUUCCGUCCAAAUGUUGCAGAUAUGCUGAAUGA
Messenger RNA from Penicillium macrosclerotiorum, 2058 nucleotides. RefSeq names its product putative metalloreductase transmembrane component. Gene Ontology annotation, cellular component: plasma membrane. The record is from RefSeq and is a predicted model, not a curated record. Lineage: Eukaryota; Fungi; Ascomycota; Eurotiomycetes; Eurotiales; Aspergillaceae. The transcript has 2 exons. Gene Ontology annotation, molecular function: ferric-chelate reductase activity. Gene Ontology annotation, biological process: iron ion transport; copper ion import; intracellular iron ion homeostasis. Bases 1 to 2058 code for a protein of 685 amino acids.